Molecule: messenger RNA, 3405 nt
Organism: Astyanax mexicanus (Mexican tetra)
Lineage: Eukaryota; Metazoa; Chordata; Actinopteri; Characiformes; Acestrorhamphidae
Gene: gja9a
Product: gap junction protein alpha 9a
Exons: 3
Coding region: 209-1684 (491 amino acids)
Biological process (GO): cell communication
Cellular component (GO): connexin complex
Source: RefSeq, a predicted model, not a curated record
AUGGGUCAUGGAUGGGGGAGGGGGUGACCGGUGUAUUGAUUCCUCUGAAUGGACUAUAAGUUGUCCCAGUUCAGAUUCAGUCAGCAGAGUUUCUACUGUUUACACCAUGUAGCGCCGGUGGGAUUACUUUUUUUAACCUGCAAUGAAGCAUUUUGCUUUUCUUCAUUUUGUAUUUAUUUGUUGAAGGAAUGUGUAAAAUCCUGUGAAGAUGGGAGACUGGAACUUCUUGGGUGGCAUCCUCGAGGAGGUGCAUAUCCACUCCACCAUGGUGGGGAAGAUAUGGCUGACCAUCCUCUUCAUCUUCCGCAUGCUGGUGCUGGGUGUGGCGGCAGAAGACGUGUGGAACGAUGAGCAGGCAGACUUCAUCUGCAACACAGAACAACCUGGCUGCAGGAACGUCUGCUAUGACCGUGCCUUUCCCAUCUCCCUUAUCCGCUACUGGGUGCUACAGGUCAUAUUCGUCUCAUCACCCUCGCUGGUGUACAUGGGCCAUGCUCUGUACCGUCUCCGAGCUCUGGAGAAGGAGCGACAAAGAAAGAAAGCUGGACUUCGGAGGGAGCUGGAGGCCUUGGACCCGGAACUGGCCGAAGUGCGUCGGAAAAUCGAAAGAGAGCUUCGUCAAAUUGACCAAGGCAAGCUGAACAAGGCCCCGUUAAGAGGCUCACUUCUGCGUACCUAUGUGGCCCAUAUAGUAACCCGUUCUGCUGUGGAAGUAGGCUUCAUGACCGGCCAAUUCCUUCUGUAUGGCUUCCAACUUGACCCCUUGUUCAAAUGUGAGCGGGAACCUUGUCCAAACGCCGUUGACUGCUUUGUGUCCCGUCCUACUGAAAAGAGUGUCUUCAUGGUGUUCAUGCAGUGCAUUGCCGCCAUUUCCUUGUUCCUUAACAUCUUAGAGAUCAUGCACCUGGGAUACAAGAAGCUCAAAAAGGGCAUCCUUGCCUUGUACCCGCAGUUGAAGCAUUCGGAUCAAGAGGACGGGUACCUCUUCAACAAGGCCAAGAAGGAUUCUCUGGCUCAACAGACUUGCAUAGGCAUCUCCACUGGUCGAAAGGCCACUAUACCGUCAGCGCCAAGCAGUUAUAACCUUUUGAUCGAGAGGCCACAAGAUGGACCUUCCUACCCGCCUCUUAUCAACCCCUCGUCUGCGUUCCUGCCAGUGCAAAGUGACCAUCCUGGCAAGAGUGACUUGGAUGCACCAAAGGAUGCACUGCACAGCCCAAUGGAGCACAACAGCAACUCCAACAAUACAAGCAGCGAGAGCACACGAUCCCCAGCUGGAGAAUCCAUCACACCUCCUAAACAAGAUGACCUUGAAGAGAUUACCCACCUAUCAACACACGACAAGGAAGACCAGGAUUGUGAAAAGUCUCAAACCUCUCAAUGCCCAACAAAAAGGGCAUGGAAAGUUACAGCCCCCUGGAACUGUGCUCCUGUAGCAGAGGGUACGGCCUCAGAUUCGGACUCAGUGGGUGACCCCAAGGCUCGGUGCUCCAACCGUGAACCCCGAGCCUCCCUUAGGGUGGGUUCCAGGAAGAGUCGACCAAGCACCCCUGAUUCCAUUGGGGAGUCCAGCUCAGAUUCUCACCGAAGCCCACGGCCACCAGGUUCACCCACCCGCCGCACUUCAAUGACCAGCAGCACCACCAGCAGCAGGCGAGCAGCUCCCACUGACCUAAAGAUAUGAGCAGUGCAUAUAGACAAAGGCCAGGAGACAUUCCUCAGCAAGCACUAACAUUGUCAUGGUGACCACUGGCUUCAUUAUUUUCCUCAAUAAGAAAUUAUUAACCAAACUGGUUUGAUCGUGGAGAAUCUUUUAGAUUCUUAGAUUCUCCUAACAAUCGUGAACAACUUAUUGUUUGGGUUUAUUGAAGAUUUGGGCUAAAAAGGGGUUCAAAUGGGGACUGUAUGAGGAAAGCUGAGAGAUCUUGUUUGCACCUACAUUGGGUUUUUCAUGUUGUGAAGUAUUAAAUAAUGAAUAUGCAAAAAGUGUAAUAAAUAAUGCUGCUUUAAAACCUGCAGGACAGUCAUACCAACACACAUACCCAAUCCUGAUCAUGAUACCCACAUCCUGGUUCUGUGUUCUACCAGAAGACUCUAGAAAGCAAAUAAAGUGAAAGCAAACUAAAUAAAUAUGGUAAAUAUUAGAAAAAAAAAUCAAGGAUAGGACCCAGAUUGUUACAACUUGUUUUAUUUCCAUUAUAGUUAUUCCACCUUAAAUUAUACAUCUACCAUCUACAUAGUUUAAUUUUGGAUCACAGAGUUCAGGUAGGAGGGCCCUAUAUCAGAAUCUUGUUUUGGGCCCCAGGGAAGUCUGGACCGGCUCUUUGGAUCCUUGCUGAUCCUGAUGUAUGCAAAAAGCAGGAGUGGAGUCAAUCGCCCGGGCAACCAGAUGGGACCAAUCUUGGAGACAACAAGUGAAACAAUAGCAUCUGAAAAGCAGCAAGACAAGUGUGUAAGUAUAGCAUUAGAGUCUCCUGGUAAAACUUCCGUUGGUUAAUUUAUUUUAGUCUCAUUUACAGCAAUGAGAAACAAUCCUACCCAUGUUCUAAGUGACAUGUCUGCUCAUAUAUUGACAUUUAAAGGCAAUUCUAUGGUCUUCAAAGAGUCUUGAUUCUUCCCAGUGUUUCAUCCUUCUGAUCUGUGGGAGUUUCCCCCUUGCCAUGAUCUCUGUUUUUUAUAUAAACCUGAUUGUGCACAUGCAUGUAGUUGUUUUCACUGUAAUUUUACAAGUAAAUUUAGAAUUUAUUUUUUUUUUUUUUUCAAGAUUAUUUAAAUAAAUGAGACACACAAAUAUAAAAAAUUGUAAAUAAUUAUUUCAACUUUUUUUGACUGCUCAGUUGACCACAAUGUCUAUAGUAUGCCUGUCUGCAUAUGUGCCUGAUUUUCGGUUUUAUGAAGUACUGUGCAAAAAUCUGAAUUUAAUAAAAACUGCUUAUCUGGAUAUUCAGUGUUUUACUCUAUUUGCACAUCAAAAUAGCAUUAAUACAAAAAUAUGGAAACGUCAGGGCCACAUCUGGCAUUUGUUAAAAAAAAAACUGGAUCCACGUUUUAUUCUUGUUUACAUUUAUCUGUUCUAAAGUAAAAUUGUGAGUAAAACUGACAUAAAUGCCUUUGGUGUUUACAUUUUUUACACAGUACUUGAAUUUAAUUUUUUAAUUAAUGCAGUUCUUAAACUUCUCUCUGCUGUUUUCUGUGAUGAACUUGUUGACACUAGUGUUCACACUGUAAAAUCUACAGUUGCUCUGUUAUUAGAACUGAUUUUGGAAAGAGUGCACCAUCUGCUGGGAAGUCCAGUACAGCACAUGUACAUUUUAGAUAUAGAGAUUUAAUGCUUCUACUAGAAAUUAGAAAAUGGUUGGAAUGACUGUUUCACUUAAGGAUUUUGUUUAUGAAUCCAAAAAAACA